Molecule: messenger RNA, 2856 nt
Organism: Aspergillus pseudonomiae
Lineage: Eukaryota; Fungi; Ascomycota; Eurotiomycetes; Eurotiales; Aspergillaceae
Product: DUF2293 domain-containing protein
Exons: 4
Coding region: 233-2725 (830 amino acids)
Source: RefSeq, a predicted model, not a curated record
AUAUAUUUUGAAGCAAAGGCCCCCCCUGGUUAUACCUUCAUUCCCGCAGGCAACCCUCAGCUCACCUCUGCAUGCAAGGAAAUAUGCCGGAAAGAUGGUCUCAAGGUUUUUGCUGUCACGGUAGGCCAAUAGACGUUUCUCCACUCCCCCCUGGGUCGCCGCUCCGUUUUUACUAGGCCUUUAGCACUUCUCUUCUCUAAUUCUUAAUCUUACCUAACAGACAACUCCACAUAUGCACACCCAUAAUCUUUCGCAGCAUGUGCACAGGAUUGGGUAUCAUUUUCCAAGUGCUAUUGUUGCGACUGUUUGUAUGGAUUUAAGUCUCUAUCUUACGCCAACAGGCAAGGCAAUGCCAUUCCAAAGCAUUGGCUAUACACAAACUCGCAAACGCACUAACUCGGAGUCUUCUCAAACAACCAUUAAUACUGAGGCCCGGGACGUGUUGAAGGAUCUCUUCCCUAAUAUACCAGACAACGAUCUGAACCAGAUCAUCAAGACUGCGUUUCAAAAAGGUCAACGCAAAGUGGGCACGGCAGUUGAGCUACCCCUCGCUCGCCGAGCGCAACUAGCAGUUGUGGCCCAUAUUCGACAUGUGUAUACUGAUUACGAUCGUCUUCUCAAAACCACCUCAUUCCAUGAGGCUAGAAGUAUUGUUGAAGAACCUACCUUAGCGAAAUUGGUGGAAUGGAGAGGCGAUGAUGAAAACGGGAAAACAGUCCUAGAGGACGUCUUCCGUGAAGUCAUUGUUAUUUCUGAUGAUGAAGAUAGUGAUACUGAAGGUGACAUACCUCAGACUAUGGAUCGGGACUACAGUAUAGAGAUCGUUUCGAGCCAUCCACAUGCAGAAGACCUUCAGACGAAGCCAGUCUACUACGCAAACUCCACCCAUCGAGAACAUCACCUGGAAUUCUCGGAUGAGGAGGCCCCACCGGGUUUUCAUUUCAUUCGAAUAGCUCCUAAAAAGCCCAAAAUUGACCGCCGCGGCUUCAACAGAUACCAGGCCUGGGAUCGCGCCAUCCACCGGUAUAGGAAUGCAGCCAAUGGGACUGACCAACGCAAGCUUCAUGCCGGCUCUACUAAUCAGGGAAGACCUAUAUAUGCUGCACAGCAGCCUUGGCAGGAUACCUUCGGGGUUAAUAGGGACCCUGCUCCAGUCCAAGCCGUUCUUCAUCGGCAACUUUCCGCAACAUCAUACGGGAACGCGAUAACUGAGCCGCACAUAUUAGCUAUCGACCCUGUGGUAGAACGCCGUCCAUAUGAGGUAUAUCCUAUAACCCGAUCACCUCGUCAAAGAGAGGCUGUGCCCAAAGUGGUGCAGGCUCCAGAGUCUUUUGGGGCUAAGAAUCUACUCCAUCAAGGUGACCCACCAAAUGCCCCUGUCUUCGUUAGUGGCCCUAAGAAGGUUCUUGGGAAUAAUGGGAACCAACGUGGAUCUCAGAGACCUUCAGGCCCCAUUCAAGGCAGAGCAAACGUUAACCCACAGGACUGUGCCUUGCCGUCUAUUGAAUCUCCUUUGUCACCGGAAAACAAUACCCUGGACAAUGGCCUGCUAGACCACAUUCCCGGAAGGAUGUCGGGAGGGUGCUCUAUUCGCCCACUAACACCACGUCGUCUCCCAUACAAGAAUACCCAACGCCCAGCACUUGAAGAUAGGGUGCAAGAUCAACUACCUAAAAGGUGUGUGGCUUACUACGAACCUGUCAAUGUCGACAGGGGCCAUUCUCACAACGCUCGUACCAGCAAUCCGGCGAAUGCUUUCACGGGGGAACGGUAUAUGACCUUAGGAUAUCCACCGAGACAAUCUCCUGUUCAGGGUGAUCUCCAUAUUCGUAAAAGAUAUCUUGCACCAUUUAAUCCUAUUCCUCAAUCAGAGCUCCAGCUAAGGAAAGUCCAAGUGUCCAAUUUAUCUGCCACCCGUCUUGAUCUUGAGCCAGGGGCCGUGCUCCCGGAAGAUUAUGAAUCUGCAGGAGGCCAGUCGCUACCCCAUAACCAAUCACUUGAAACUCGCAGGCAGUGGAGGUCUCAAGGACAGCUCCACGCUUUGCCGGAAGCCGGAACUGCGUUUCCGACGACGCAUUGCUCUGAUAGAGCUGUUCUUGGGUGGUCUUCUAACCUUAGUGAACAGAGGAUUUGCCAUCAAGAUCAUUACACCAAUGAGAGCAGGAGACCAUUCAAUGUAUCAGAAUCUCAUAAGUCUACCCGAGGCCACACUAACGAUCACAGUCUCAUGGAGUUUGGAAAGACCGAAAUGCGGAGGCACUAUGCUGAUGAUUUUGUUCGUACUAUUGAUUCGCAGGCCCCAAUUCCAAUGGAGUACCCACCACAACAUCACCAUUAUAGGAACCAUGCCCGGGAGCCCCUUAUGCAGCGGGCCUAUGUUCAACUCCCUCAUCAUCCUUCCUGCAACACUACUGUGCCGGGUAAUAUCAGCUCAAGACAGCCUUCUGUUCGAGGUCCACUGCAUUCGCGGGUGGCAUCUGCAGCCCAAUCCUAUGCUACGAUGGCAAAUCCGGACAUGAGAUGCCAUGAUGCUGGGUUGGUCGAGUCUACAGCCACAGAGCGACCAUUCCAAGAUUCGCAUAGUUUUUCACGGCGAAUAUGUGAACAACACUCACACACGCAAUACACACGAGAACUAGCCUACCCUACCUAUGUGAGGAGAGGCGAUCGAUCUCAACCGUGCCACUCAGUGCCUGAAGGUAGAACAGUUGUUAUUGUGGAUUAGAUGGGUGAGCUGGUCUGUUUAUGAGCGCUCUGUUGCAUUGAAUUCUACGGAGCUAGUCUCUAGUGUAGACUCCUGCAUGGAUACUGUACAUACAUAUGAUAUCAUAAGCAUAAUACCCAAAUGUGUGCCAC